UACCAAGCUACAUCACCGAUCAUCGAUGUAACAGGCCGCCGUGUAAGCAGGGGCACUGGGCACUGGGCUGGAAGUGUGAACUGAAUGCCAGCAGCUCUUCAGGCAGUCUUGGAAUUACAUGGUCGAGACAGGACAACAGAAUGCCUGUGACUACAACAUCUUUGCGGCGCAGUUCUCGGGUCCUUCAACCUCAGAAUAGAAAGGCCCCAUCUUCCCAUGAGGAGUUACCACCAAGGAAGAGAGUGAAGAGGGAGGGAGAGGAGGUGCUGAAGAAGGAAGUGAAAGAGGAGGUGGUGAAAAAAGAAGUAAAAGAAGAAACAACAAAUGGAGAGAAUACUUCUCCAACCACCACCAGGAACAGCAUUGUGUUAUCAGAGUAUGAGCAGAUGGUGCAGCGCAACAUUGCAGAAAGACAGAGGAUGUUGGAGUCUUUGGGAAUUCUGAAGGCAAAGGAAGAAUUGUUCUCCUCUGUACAAGAGUCAAAGAAGAAGCCAGUGUAUAGAGGAAUCAUUAGGGAGAAGAAAAGCCCUGAGCCAGUGGAGCGUCGGCGCAGUUUACGGCAGCAGAAUCUCACUCCUGAUGGCUUGCACCUGUCUUUACCCAGUGAUGAGAAGGUAGCACAGGCUGAGAGGAGGAGUACCAUUACCUCACGUGAGGAGGACCACCCCAGGCCACCCCCAGGACCUGCCCCUCUAAUGGAUUACUACAAAGCCCCAAAUAAAGAGAACUGUGAUGGCUUGCUGAGCGACAUAGCCAGCUCUGUUUCUACCUCCUGCAAAGCCCCCACCAUGUCUUCAGCUGAUGUAUGGGGUGGAACAAUGGAAAGUGUGAUGAAGAAAAUGAAGAAAAUGCGUGUAGAGGAAGAGUGGGUGGUGAAGGUGGUGCCAGACCGCAUCUUCUCUGUGCAGUUUCAUCCAACUGUAGAGAAGACUCUAGUGCUAGUUGGUGGAAAGUGGGGCCAAUUAGGAAUUUGGGACGUAGGUCGGGAAGAUGAGAGCAGUGGAGCUUAUUGCUUCUACCCACAUUCCCGCCCUAUCAACUGCCUGUCCGUGGCUGCAUCAUCACCCCACCAUGUACACACCACCAGCUAUGAUGGAUCACUCAGGCAAACAGAUCUGGAAGCAGGGACAGUGCAGGAGCUGUACGCCCUCACUGAUGACCAGCGCAACAGUUUCCUCUGCUGGCAUUCUCAACAGGACACUCACAACUUUCUGGUUGGUGCAAGUUUAGGACGAGUCUUGCAGGUGGAUACAAGGGUAAAUGGAGGCCUUGUGAAGCAAUAUCUGGUGCAUGAGAGGAAGACUGUCAAGGUAAUCAGUGGACACCCACAUCAUGCCCACUACUAUGCUACAGGCUCAAAUGAUGGUUAUGUCUCUCUGUGGGAUGUGCGGAACCACAAGAAUAACAAGCCCCUCGAUUCUGUCAUACAUGGACGGGCUAUAUCCGGCAUUGAAUUCUCUCAAACAGGUAAUGCUAUUGUCUCCACCUCAAUGGAUGAUUACGUGCGCAUCAUUACGUGUGAUGGAACUGCCCUGACAGUGAAAAAGAAGAUCAAACAUGACAACCAGACAGGCCGCUGGUUGACUACCUUUAAAGCUCGUUUUGUGCCCACACGAGAUGACUUGGUGUUCGUUGGAUCCAUGAUGCAGCCACGCAGGGUGGAGGUCUGGGGCUGUGAUGGUCUUCUCCACCACCAAUUCCAUGGCCCACCAGUUACCUCAGUGAGCAGUGUGGUUGCUCUUCACCCAUUCCGCCUGGCCCUUGCUGGCUGCAAUUCUUCAGGAAAAGUCCAUGUAUUCAUGUGAGCUAUCCACAGACAUACCUGAAGAUCAUGUGUACCUGCAUUUACAUACAUAGUUUUAAUAUACAAGAAAUAUUCACAUAUUUCAAUAUUGGUGUUUCUAGCUUGACUAUACAUUCUCUACUUUCAUAUCUAAGUUGCCCCAUAUUUAUAGAUUUAUAUGUUACAAGCCAUAUUUUUUGUUAUCCCUCCUGCAAAUUGUUUAUCAACACUUCUGUGGUCUCUUGGAUCUCCCAAGUAGAUAAACUUCUGUCCAAUUGAUAUAAUCCCUCCAAAACCUAAUACUUGCUUUCCUCUAGGUAAAACCCAAUACUACCUUGCUUUCCUUUAGGCUUGGAGUUUUCAGUCUUAAAACCUUUCCUUAUACUGUAAAUCUCUAUGACAUGGAAUUAUUUGGUUGCUGUUCUUCCUUUACAUUCUAUGUUCCUCACACAUACAGUUUCUUACAUUUAGUACAACUCAAGCAGGUCAGCAGGUAUUAUUGUACUGUACCUGCACUUUCAGCCACUCAUAAGUCUCAUUGUAUCUUUAUUUUACAACUACAUUGUAUCUUUAUUUUGUUGCAGCUCUACUUUAUUGUGCCUGAUAGAUAUCUCAUAUUUUUAAUUGUUUAUUAUAAUCAUGAAUUUUAAGUGCAGUUUGUCUGCGUAUUUGUAUUUGCCUAGUUGUUAUAUACAAGACCUGAGCUUUAUUCAUCUCAUCCCAUCUUGGUAUUAAAUACCUCCAGUUUUCUGUAGUUUAUAUUAAUUCUUUAUUUCUUUCACCUCUUUUUGUACAUACAUAUAUUAUAAAUAACAAUAUUUCUCUGGGGAAGGUUGUAAAAUCAUCCUUUCCUCAAGUUUUGUAGUGCCUUCUCAAGCAUACAGCCUUUUUUUUUUUUUUAUACAUAUUUCCAUUGCUAGUAAUUUUUCUUCGUGAGUUAGAUUUUCUAACUGCAGUACUAUAUUAAUUUGUUGCUAUUCUUUAUUUUCUCUUUUUUUCUGUUCUUUUUGGGGGAACUACACACCUUAAGCAUAUAUAUUAUAAGUGUGUGUGUGUGUGCGCGCGCGUGCGCGCAUAUUUUUCCUUUGCUUGCAAUAGCGAUCAAACUCACUCCACUUCUACAUUGUGCACCUGUAUCAUUUCUUCGAAACUGUGUGUGUGUGUGUGUGUGUGUGUGUGUGUGUGUGUGUGUGUGUGUGUGUGUGUGUGUGUGUGUGUGUGUGUGUGUGUGUGUAUUUACCUAGUUGUAUUGCACAGGGUUUGAGCGGGGCUCAUAGUGUCCUGUCUCCAUGUCUCCAUUUAUCCAAUUUUUCAUUAAAGUUAUGCACAUUAUGCACUAUAACAACAACAUUAUUCAUUGCAUUCCAUUUUUCCACCAUUCUGUGUGGAAAACUGUAUUUUCCAAUAUCCUUCACACACUGCCUCAGCCUGAUCUUCCUUACAUGACCUCAUUGUGUGUGUGUGUGUGUGUUAAAAUAUAUACCUCACUUGAAAGAAAAAUCUGUAUUUCUAUGUAUAUGCUCCAUGUCAGAACAUUAGUGUUGGUCACACUAGUACUGGAAGGCAAAAUGGCAAAUUGGAUUUUUGUGUCUAUUAUUUUAAGGAUUGUGUCAGGGAAGAUAUACUUUUUUUUUUUUUCAAGGAUUAUGUCAAGGAAGAUGCACAUUCCAAUAUAUUGUGUUAGUAUUGUCCACAGGUGAUAGAUUUUCUUGUACUAAUUUGAGUACAGAUGUACAUAUGGUACACUGUGUCUUUUAUACAUGAUGCCCAUUCCUGCUCACUUCUCCAGAGGGGGAUAUGGUGGCAAUAAGAAUGUGAAGUGUUUUAAAAUCUCCAUGGGCUGCUUGCUUGCUACAAGAUUUUUGUUUUGAGAAUUUGUUGAUCAUUGAAUUUUAGUUAGCAAAACAUGUCUUUUAAUUAAAGCUGACAUUAAUUAUAUGUCUUAAGGAAUACAUGUUAUUUUUAAUGAUCUGUGAAAAUGUAAAUCAAAUAUGAUUAUAAAUUUUAUAAACAAAUUAGUAAAUAAAGAUUUUAAAAUGUAAA
Portunus trituberculatus (swimming crab) is the source of this 3826-nucleotide messenger RNA. RefSeq names its product WD repeat-containing protein 76-like. Gene Ontology annotation, molecular function: protein binding; DNA binding. The record is from RefSeq and is a predicted model, not a curated record. Gene Ontology annotation, cellular component: nucleus. Gene Ontology annotation, biological process: regulation of DNA damage checkpoint. The transcript has 14 exons. The coding region runs from base 141 to 1805 and encodes 554 amino acids. Lineage: Eukaryota; Metazoa; Arthropoda; Malacostraca; Decapoda; Portunidae.